Molecule: messenger RNA, 1581 nt
Organism: Pantherophis guttatus
Lineage: Eukaryota; Metazoa; Chordata; Lepidosauria; Squamata; Colubridae
Product: transmembrane protease serine 12-like
Biological process (GO): proteolysis
Molecular function (GO): serine-type endopeptidase activity
Source: RefSeq, a predicted model, not a curated record
CGCGCGAACCACUUCCCUAGGCCUGGUUCAACCGCCCCGCCGGCUCCUUCCAGCCUCCUCCGCUGCGGACGGCGAACGUUUUCUUCCUUGAGAGGAUGAUUAACCGGAGUUCUCUACUUGCGGUCAUUUCCCUUUUUCCCCUGGCGUUGUUCUGCUCUUCCUUUGCGACGGAUGGAAACGAGUGCGGAAUAAGGCCUGCUGUAGACAUAUCAGGGAGUCGGAUUGUAGGUGGAAAUGAAUCUGAGGCAGGGGCAUGGCCAUGGCAAGUUAGCCUUCAAGUAUAUAAUCAUGGUGCAGGAUUUAUCCAUUUAUGUGGUGGAACUUUACUUAAUAACCUCACAGUAUUGUCAGCUGCACACUGCUGUAUAGGAAAAUCGCGUCCAGAGAGGUGGAGGGCUGUGAUUGGCUUGCAUCAUCUUUUCAAACAUAAAACAUACACUAUAAAAAGACGUAUAAAAGCCAUCAAGAUCCAUUAUUUCUAUCACUCAAAAGGUUAUGAUGAUGAUAUUGCUGUGUUUCGACUAAGCAAAUAUGUCACAUUUAAUGACUAUGUUCAGCCCGCCUGCUUGCCUAACAUUACUCUUGCCCUGACUUCUGAUAUGGAAUGUUUUGUAAGUGGAUGGGGAAUGAAAAAAGAAAAAGAAUGUGGAACAAGGCCUGCUAUGGAUGAGACGGCAUCAGGCAAUCGGAUUGUAGGAGGACAUGAUGCUCCACUUGGAGCAUGGCCAUGGCAAGUUAGUCUUCAAGUUUACCACUUUGGUGUAGGAUACCAUCAUAUUUGUGGUGGAGUAGUAAUUACUAACAACUCAUUGCUGACAGCAGCACACUGCAUUAGAAAAUGGAAGAGUCCAGAGUUUUGGAGAGCUGUAUUUGGCUUAAAUCAUCUUUAUCAGCAUCAGUAUUACACUAGAGCGAGACAAAUCAAAGCAAUUAUAAUCCAUUCUCAUUUCAAGCGGGAAACGUAUGACAAUGAUAUUGCAUUAUUCAAAUUACAAAAUCCUAUCAUAUUUAAUGAUUAUAUCCAGCCUAUCUGCUUACCUCCAAGUCCUCUUUUUCUAGGUAAUGGUACUCUAUGUUAUAUAACAGGAUGGGGAAGUGCACAUGAGAAAGGUGAAAAACAAUAUAUAUUACAAGAAGCAAAGGUUGAUAUUAUUCCACAAAGUAUCUGUAACAGAUAUGAUUGGUAUGGUGGAGCUAUAACAACGAAUAUGUUUUGUGCUGGCUCUGAAAGUGGAGCUGUGGAUAGUUGUCAGGGAGACAGUGGUGGACCAUUGAUGUGUAAUAAUAUCCAAGAUGUCACACAAUAUUAUCUGGUAGGAAUAACCAGCUUUGGCCGAGGUUGUGGCCGACCACAAAAUCCAGGGAUCUAUGUACGUCUAACUAAUUACAGGAAUUGGUUGAACACUCUUUUACAAAGCAGAACUACUACUAUGAACAUUCAUCAUGUUCUAAUAUUGUCGAUUAUAAGAUGGAUAACAUUCCAUAUUUAUCUAUGAAAAAUUAUAUAUAAGACCAUUAUAUCAGAUGGUCUUUUAAAUAUUGCUUCCUCUUAUAAACAUGUAUAGAGCAAUUUUUUUAACA